Molecule: messenger RNA, 1406 nt
Organism: Tyto alba (common barn owl)
Lineage: Eukaryota; Metazoa; Chordata; Aves; Strigiformes; Tytonidae
Gene: CCL28
Product: C-C motif chemokine ligand 28
Exons: 3
Coding region: 36-395 (119 amino acids)
Biological process (GO): immune response
Cellular component (GO): extracellular region
Molecular function (GO): chemokine activity
Source: RefSeq, a predicted model, not a curated record
GCUCCGUGGCCGAGCUCCCGCAGCUCCUAGGAGGAAUGGAUGUGAACUUGGUCACUGUUUUGGCUAUUCUAGCAGUCGCAGUUAGUCAGACGUCUGAGACUUUGUUUCCUGGGGCCUUUAACUGUUGCACAAAAAUUUCAGAUGAAAUUCCCAAAGGAAUCCUCCGAAGAGUGGAGAAGUUUGAAAUCCAGAAAGGAGAUGGCCUGUGUCACCUAGAAGCUGUUAUUCUCUACAUAGAAGGCAGAAAGUUCUGUGUGAGCCCACGGAUUAGAAAAGUUAAAAAAUGGAUGAAGAAGAAUAAGCACAAGUUUCCCAGAAGAAAAAUUCCUGGUAGAAAGCACAGAAGAAUUAUUAAAAAGAACAGAAACGGGAAUACGAUGAAGCAAGCCCCGUGAUGAAGACACCUCUGGCAUGUGGCAUAUUGCACUGCAAACAAAGAUACCAGACUUCAUCAGCGAUGGAUGAUAUCAUCAUUAAAAUGACUUUUCAAAAUGUCUAUGUGCUAGAGAAAGCAGUGGCAGAAAACACCACCUGUACACAAGAAUGGUACCAGUGAGAUCACUAGCCAAAUGACAAGGUGGUCCUGACAAUGUCUUGUAGCAAGUGCUCACUGUACCUCCUAAAUCUAUUGAUAAACUUAAAUCCUCCUCUCUCUCUCCCUGCUUUCAUGGUAGCCUCCCCUGUGAUUUCUAUUUUAACAUGCCAGUAUGCAGUUCCUUCUCAAUAAUCCAUUUUCCCAGUCCCAUCCAUGAUCCUUACUCUUCCUUGUCUGUCUUUGUGCUGUUGCCUGUUUUGCUUCUAUUCUUACAGUCAUUAAUCCUUUUUAUUUUCUUUCUUCUUACAUAAUUUUACAGAUACCUUUCCAGAUACUAGUUCAGUUUAAGUUGACCAAAACCAUGUAUCUUUUACUUAUUCCAAACAAUCCCUGCUCCCAGCUGUUACUAUCAUGACAUACCAUUUCAGUGAUAAUAACUGAGCCUGUUCAUCAGGCUCAAAGUGUGGCAGCCAAAACUAUGUAAUAAAGAUAAUUAUUGCUUUUGUUCAUUAAAUUCCCUGCUCAAAUCCUUCAGCUGGAUGCUUCCUAUGCUCUUUGCUGAAUUUCUCAUCAUUAGCAUCGAGGAUUGCACGUGUGCAUCAAGGCCUUUCUUUGAAGACUAAUGAUGAUGCCAAGUCUGGCUGCUUGCUCCAUAGCCUCCCUCCCACUGCAUGGCAUUGCCUUCUCCCAUGUGGCACAGUCUUCAAUUCCCUCCCUCCUUCCUUGGAAACUUCAAACUAAUUUAAUAUUUCCAUAAAAUCAUCCUAGUCAAAGGCACUUUUCCUCAGAGACAUGUACACGGAAAGCAGCAAAUUAGAAAAAAAGAAAGUUUUUUAAAAGAGCACCAUAGAAUGAAUACUUUAAAUAUUUA